Priapulus caudatus is the source of this 1739-nucleotide messenger RNA. RefSeq lists its product as uncharacterized. The record is from RefSeq and is a predicted model, not a curated record. The transcript has 8 exons. NCBI's taxonomy places the organism in Eukaryota, Metazoa, Priapulida, Priapulimorpha, Priapulimorphida, Priapulidae. Bases 456 to 1739 code for a protein of 427 amino acids.
GGCGAUGAAGUCUGUUUGUUUACAAAUUAUGAUAUGAUUCACGAUACAUAUCGUUGUGGCCAGGAAAUACAUUGGAGUUGACGAUAUAACUCGACCUAAUGCAAGAAUAGUAUAUGAAAAUUAAUUGUUCUUCUUGUUAUGUUUUAUUUUACAAAAUAAAAUGCGGCUUUUCUGGUCCCCAUUCAAUUCAUUAGAUCAUGAUUGAUAGAUAUUAGAUGUACCUUGCAUCUGCGUUCUGUGACUGUGUAUUCGGCACCAUGGUUACUCUGCUAAUACUACUAUUACUAGCAGAAAAUGUUGCGUCUGCUACAGUCAGGGCUGAACCUGUAAGCUGGAUAAUACAUACACGGCAUUGGUACAUGUGUGGCUUAUGACUGUGAAUCCUAACGACAGACGGAUUGACUGCGUAUUAGCUGCUGCAGAGGUCUCCUGACUCAAACCUCAUAUCGACCAUAAUGGCGACAAAUUUGGAGUUGAAAUUGGAUAUUGCUGAACCUCAUUUUUUUCGAACAAAGAAGAAUAUAGGAAAUUCCAAAGUCAAACUUUGCAAAUCUGUCCCAUCACGUUCAUUUACACAGACAAAGUCGGGUAAAUGCCCACAACGUCGAAAUUCUACAUCUAAACAUGUAGAAGUCACGGGAUUAUCCGAAUCAAAUGCGGCCAAGCUAUCCUUCCCAGUGGAGAAGAGGAGAACCUGGACACUCCGUGAUAGAAUAAAAAUGCAAGAAGAACAAGAUACUGUUAACAACAUAUCUGUUAAUUUAGCACACCUAAAUCGAUCUUCUAUCAAGCCGUUCUCUCUCCAUCAGGACAAACUCAAAGAAAGGUUCAUCAAGAAUGUCAGCAAAGAUUUAAAUUUCGGUACAGACGUAAUUACGUCUUUGGCAAGCCCUGGGUCUCUUUCUUAUGACCCCAACAUGAACACAGCGUACCUUUUUGAUGCAGUUGGGAUAUGUUCAAGCACAUUACAUGCCCCCAAGUUUACAGGCCCCAAACGCCCUCAAGUGGAAGAGAACAAACAUGUGCCUUGCAAUAUGAGUGGUGUUAUGAAAACGAAGGUGACUAACGUGAACCAGGUGGAUGAUGAGGGUCAUCUUCCGUUGUUAGUACCAGCUGCUAAGGAGUCCUCCCAGUUCUCUCUUUCCUCAGCUCCAUCAUUUCAUUAUAAAGACCUAGAGUUUCAGUUCAAUGAUAAACCUUGCGAAGACAUGAACUGGGAUACCUACAUCGUUUCUAAGCUCAGCCCAAACACAGCGAAUUGGGUUGUGAAGAAACACACAGAGGCAGACGAUUUAAGAGAAAGGUUGGAUGGAUAUCUGGAGAAACAAUAUGGCCCCUGUGAGGAUACUGCAAGCAAGAUUGAACUGGUUAAGGAAACAAUUAGUACAGAUUCAGUAGCAGUGCAUGCAGCCAAGAAUAAUUCCCCACAUACACAGUGGAAGAAGAAGGAGCUCGUAUUGCUAGAAAAGGCUUUUGCAAUGAACGAUGAAGUGCAUUCUGGCUCUCCAAAGCACUGGAGGGAAGAGAGUUUGCAUUCUGUCCAACGAAUUAACAAUAAAGAUAUUGAAGUCAAGGACGUCUAUCAAAUUAGCAACGUGUUGACAACUGAUGUUACAGGCAAUAAAUGUACCCCCACGGCCAAGCAAGGUGACCUUGCUUUAGGGGGUUCUGGCGGGAACCCGGCAACCACCGACCGGCUCUCGCCCCGAAUGCUUCUCCUAGAGCAGGAGAAGUGUUAG